AUCUCUGCUCGCCUCUUGGCCCAGGCUGUGAAAGCAUGGCAGCUGCAGAGGCAGAGGUGGUUUCACCCCUGAUUGUGGACACAGCUCCUGACACUUCAGGAACAGCCGCGGCCUCUGUAGCUGCAUCGGUGGCGGAAGCGGCCAGGACCGAAUCGCAAGCCCCGGCCUCCAAGGCCGCCCUGGCUGCUAAGCUCAUGUCGCUGAGCGGCGUGUUCGCCGUGCACAAGCCCAAAGGGCCCACUUCAGCCGAGCUGCUGAACCGGCUGAAGGAGAAGCUGCUGGCAGAAGCUGGAAUGCCUUCUCCAGAAUGGAACAAGAGGCAAAAGCAGACAUUGAAAGUCGGACACGGAGGGACGCUGGACAGUGCAGCACAAGGUGUUCUGGUGGUGGGGAUUGGAAGAGGAACAAAAAUGUUGACCAGUAUGUUAUCGGGGUCCAAGAGGUAUAUCGCCAUCGGAGAACUGGGGAAAGCUACGGACACCCUGGAUUCUACUGGGAAGGUAACAGAAGAGAAGCCGUAUGAUAAAAUAACACGAGAAGAUAUCGAAGGCAUUCUGCAGAAGUUUACUGGGAAUAUAAUGCAAGUACCCCCGCUCUAUUCUGCGCUGAAGAAGGAUGGGCAGAGACUCUCAACACUAAUGAAGAAAGGCAAGGUGGUGGAGGCCAAACCGGCCCGGCCCGUGACUGUCCACAGUAUCUCCCUCCUGAAGUUCCAGCCUCCGUUCUUCACGCUGGAUGUUGAAUGCGGAGGAGGCUUUUACAUCCGAAGCCUGGUCAGUGACAUUGGCAAAGAGCUCUCUUCCUGUGCCAGCGUGCUGGAGCUGACUCGCACCAAACAGGGGCCCUUCACACUUGCACAGCACGCCCUCCCCGAAGACAGGUGGACCAUCGAUGACAUCGAACAGUCCCUCGAGCGCUGCACGUCUCUUCUGCCAGAGGAGCUGACGUUUAAAAAACUAAAAUCUGACAACUCCAGUGACCAGGUUAUAAGCUGUGGAUAUAUAACUCUCAGGGAGACAAAGAGAGAAGAUGACGCAGUUAAGACACUUUGAGCCCGGCCUGGGAGGAUCAUUUCCUGGUUGGUGUCUAUCCCGACCAGGAAUGCCCAUACACCUCUUGAGUUCUUUGCAAGAUGUCUUAAUGUCUCUGAAUGAUGGAUCUGAUUGGAUUCAGAUAAAUAAGUUUUCUGAAUUUGAUCUUCCUUUAGUCUUUUUCCUAUGAAAAAGUUAAACAAUAUUCUAAUUACAGAAUUCUGAAGUCUGAGCUGCAGGUUCCACUGGUCUCACAGAAGUGUCAAACUUGCCUUGCUCAGACUGUUUUGAAAUUCUCUGAAUACAUUUGAAGUGCUCAGUGUCGAGCUGUCCUGUGUGUUUGCAGAGCCUAUGGCUGCUGGAAGGUGCUGGUGGGCUGUACUCAGCUGUGACUGUGUUUCUUAAAUCCCGAGAAUGAAUACGUUUUCCUAAUACAUAUCUGUAAAUGCACAAACUUCUGCUUCGGCCACUGACAGAAUGUAAAUAGCGUGAGACAUGAUUCAUUUCAGAUCCUGUAUUCAGCAGAGCUCAGCUCCUGUAGCCGUGGACUGUGGCAGCUAUUUCUGUGGUCAACCACAUGGUAUCAAAGUACUAAAAAUGUGAUUUUCUAGAAUAUAAACUAAAGAAUGUAUCUUGAAUUAAAAUGCUCUCCUGCCUGUUCGAUAGCACUGUGACUGCGGAACCCUGGUCCAGUGACAUGGUUUCUGUAGUUACGAAGAAUAUGAUCACGUUUUCGAACAGCAGAUUUUAUGAGUGCUUCAUUGUUUUGUUAUAGUAAUAUCUAUUCAUUUAUUGUGUGUUUUGGGUUCUUGAAGACAAGGAAACUAAGGACACUGGAGAGGUGAAGACUCACUGCCUGUCCAGCAGGCACGGAGUGUAGAUUCUGCAUCCACCCACAGCAGGCGGCUCUUGCUACUUCAGCUCCAAGGGACCCAGCACCCACUUGUGGCCUGUGGGCCCCUGUGAACAAACACCCAUGCCUCCACACACAUACAUAAAAUAAUUACUUUAAGAUAUCGAGAUUUAACGCAGGAUGGCCCCACUCAUUAUGUAGCCAAGGCUCCUCCUGUCUCUACCUCCCAAGUGUAGAAGUUACAGGCAUAGGCCACUGUCUCCUGCAGGAAUGUGGAAAGGUAUUGUACAGCUGUGGCAAUAGUCAAGGCUUCCCUCAUUUACUAAUGUAUAUUUUCAAAAAGAAGAUUUAUUAAAUAUUCCGUAAAGUACGAGUUUUUAUAUUUUUCAUACCUUUCCUCUUAGAGGUUGUUGCCUCUAAAAUAUUUUAAAUAAGCAGACUGAUGGUUUUAUUGUGGUUAAUGUAAUGCAAACCUAAUAGAAACAGUUGGGUGCGACAACAGGGCAUUCUCAGCAGACUGGCAACGUUUUUAAUAAAAACGUUAAUGUUAACUCUGGGCAGGUAACCUGGCUCAGCGGGUGACCCCAGGACCGAUGACCUUUGACCCCUGGGCAACCUCUAUGAGAACCUACCCCAGCAAGUUGUCCACAAACACUCUGCAGUGCACGUACACCGUGCCCAUCCCCGACACACAUAAAAGAAAACAAAAGAAUGAAAUGUUUUUAAAUUUAAAAGCUAAUUCUUAGUAUGAGACUGAAAAAUACAAGUGUUGUAUUAUGGUAAACUGAUGAAUUGGAAGUUACAUAGCUUUGAGCCUGAUGUCACGGUGAGGCUUUAAUCCCAACACUCAGGAGGCGUGGCCAUGUGGAGUUCUGUGAGUUCCAGGUCAGCCAGGACUACACAGGACUUCAGAGUGGGACCCUGUAUGUUUAUAUUUUUAUAUAUUCCUAUCUAAUGUCCCGUAAUUCGUGUAACCAAAGGUGAUGUUAGAUCCUGCUGCCUGUUAGAACAGUCCAGGCUGCACAUAGUAUGUCUUCAUCAUGAACAGCUCAAGCCUGAAUAGAUCAUAGAGCCUAGAGGUUUCUUUUUUCUUUUUUCUUUUGUUGGAUAUUUUAUUUAUUUACAUUUCAAAUGUUAUCCCCUUUCCUGGUUUCCCCUCCAGAAACCCCAAUCCCACCAUCCCUCCCCCUGCUUCUAUGAGGGUGUUCCCCCCCCCACCCACCCACUCCCACAUCCCUGCCCUGGCAUUCCCCUACACUGGGACAUCGAGCCUUCACAGGACCAAGGGCCUCUCCUCCCAUUGAUGCCCUACAAGGCCAUCCUCUGCUACAUAUGCGGCUGCAGCCAUGGGUCAAUCUAUACUCUUCUCAUAGUGAAGAGUAGAAUUUAUGAAAAAGCGAGCAAGUUCUAGAAAUGGCAGUCAGUCUUUUCCUUUUGUUUGGAAAUGCUGGAGAAAUUAUGCAGGUUUUAAAAAUGCCCAUAAUGUUCACCAUCUUAAUGCACUCAUUUUGGAUUUUAUUUUUAUAUUGCAUUUUCCUCUUUAUUUACAUAAUUCAGGCUCCUCUGCUCUUACUGAUUCUUGAGACGAUUUUAUCUGGGUGCGUUUAGUCUUCAGGAAUAUAUCUGUUAUAUCUCUGUACUCAGUUCAUUUAAACGACUUUCCCGGGGCUACACACAUAAGCAGCCUUUUUUUCUAGGACACAUUCUUGUAAUGUGGUUAUUUUAGGGGAAGCAAUAAGAGCUUGUGAUCCCCUGGGCUGUAACAUUUCGUACCACCAUUGUUUGGGAUUUUAUACAUUGUUGCUAAAGUUUCUCUGCUUUUGUGUGACCUACCUUCACACCCUGUUCAUUUGUCUAAAUAAAUGUUUCUUUGUGUGUAA
Molecule: messenger RNA, 3764 nt
Organism: Mus caroli (Ryukyu mouse)
Lineage: Eukaryota; Metazoa; Chordata; Mammalia; Rodentia; Muridae
Gene: Trub1
Product: TruB pseudouridine synthase family member 1
Biological process (GO): mRNA pseudouridine synthesis; tRNA modification
Cellular component (GO): nucleus
Molecular function (GO): pseudouridine synthase activity; RNA binding
Source: RefSeq, a predicted model, not a curated record